AUGGUGCUCACGGACAAGCAGCGCCAAGAUCUUCAUCAAGCCAUGCUCGACUACCUCGUGGGCAUGGGCGACCGCUUCGCCGCCACGGCCGCGACGUUCGAGACCGAAGCCGACGUGACCAAGUCGAGCGACGGCAAGCACGCGGGUCUCUUGGAGAAAAAGUGGACGUCGGUCAUCCGCCUGCAGCGCAAAGUCAUGGAGCUCGAGACCAAAGUGGCGCAGCUGGAAGAGACAGCGAAACUGGGCGGCGUCCUCAGUCGCCGGGACGUGCUCGGCGCCCGCCAGCGCGCCGAGUUCCUGCCGCGCGUGCCGGCCAAGCGCACGCUGACGGGGCACCGCGCGCCCAUCACGUGCGUGGCGUUCCAUCCCGUGUUCAGCGUCGUGGCGUCGGCCAGCGAAGACGCGACGGUCAAAGUGUGGGACUUUGAGACGGGCGAGUACGAACGCACGCUCAAGGGCCACACGAACCCCGUGCAGGCCGUGGCGUUCAACGGGUCGGGCUCGUUGCUGGCGUCGACGUCGACAGACCUGUCGGUGAAGAUCUGGGACUUUUCCAGCGACGGCGACUACGAGUGUCUGCGGACGCUGCGCGGCCACGACCACAACGUCUGUGGCGUUGUGUUUGCCCCGGACCUGGCCAGCGACCGGCUGUACACGUGCUCACGCGAUAACACGAUCAAAGUGUGGGAGCUGUCCACUGGCUAUUGCGUCAACACACUCAAUGGUGGCCACAGCGACUGGGUGCGCGACGUGGCAGUGAGUGACGACGGAUUGUACUUGGCGUCCUGCGGUAACGACCGCUCGAUCCUCUUUUGGGACCUGCAGCACAUGCGGAUUCUCCAGUCCAUCCGCGAGCACGAGCAUGUCGUCGAGACGGUUGUGUUUGCGAAGACUGGCGUUCAAGCACAGGUGAUCGAACGGACACACGCCAAGAAACUUGCGGCUUCAGGUGCGUUUGGACCGGGGAGCGAAAGCCUGUCGCAGGAGUAUACGAGUCACGAUAUGACGAGCAGCACUGCAGGGGAGCCGUCCGGUGCAGUGGUUAGCACUGCUGGUCCGAGCGUUCGUCGUGUGAAGUUUCUCCUGUCUGGCUCGCGCGAUCGCACUGUGCGUCUUUGGGAAGCCUUUAGCGGCAUACAGCUCAUGCUCUUUACGAGUCACGAGAACUGGGUGCGGGAGGUGCGCUUUCACCCGAGCGGAAAGUAUGCACUCAGUGCAGGCGAGGACAAGACCAUUCGCGUGUUUGACAUUGAGUCUGGUCGCUGUGUACGGACACUGGACGAAGCCCACAGUCAUUUCGUGACAUGUCUUGACGUCCACCCCAGUCUCCCGCUGAUUGUUUCAGGCGGCAUUGACAAGGUCAUCAACGUGUGGGAAUGCGUGUAA
Messenger RNA from Hyaloperonospora brassicae, 1386 nucleotides. The record is from the annotation of a GenBank genome assembly. Lineage: Eukaryota; Oomycota; Peronosporomycetes; Peronosporales; Peronosporaceae.